Panicum virgatum (switchgrass) is the source of this 1616-nucleotide messenger RNA. Its product is annotated as peroxisomal membrane protein 13-like. Lineage: Eukaryota; Viridiplantae; Streptophyta; Magnoliopsida; Poales; Poaceae. Bases 164 to 964 code for a protein of 266 amino acids. The transcript has 5 exons. The record is from RefSeq and is a predicted model, not a curated record. Gene Ontology annotation, cellular component: peroxisomal membrane; peroxisome; peroxisomal importomer complex. Gene Ontology annotation, biological process: protein import into peroxisome matrix, docking.
CUCGGCUCCGGUCCGCCUCGCAGAAACUCCCCCGAGGCUCGCUCGGCUGGACUCCUCUUCUCUUCCCCCGCGCCGACGGACGGAGCAAUCGAGGGGCGAGAGGGAAACCGCGGCCGGCCCGGCCGCCUGAUCGAGCGGAACCAGGAACCACGCGGCGCGCGCCAUGGCAGCAGGUGGUAAUCCACCACCAAAGCCGUGGGAACGUGUGGGAGCUUCAUCUAGUCCAGCACCUUUUAAGCCCCCCUCUGGAGGUACUACAAGUGAUGUUGUUGAAGCUUCUGGGACAGCAAAACAUGGAGAAAUUGUUUCCACUACAGGGAACAAUGCUGCUUCCAAUGUAAACAGCAACAUUUCAAGGCCUGUUCCCCCAAGGCCAUGGCAGCAGCAAGGCUAUGGAAAUUCCUAUGGGGGUUAUGGCUCUAGUAUGUAUAGCUCAUAUGGUGGAUUCAGUGGACCCUAUGGAAAUAACAUGUAUUCAGGUUAUGGAGGAGGUUAUGUUGGUAUGUACGGAGGUUCUGGAAUGUAUGGUGGGUCAAUGUAUAAUGGCGGAAUGGGAGGUCCAUAUGGUGGUUGUGGUAUGGGUGUUGGUCCUUAUAAUCAGGGUCCAAAUUCAUUUGGCCCUCCUGCACCACCCCCUGGAUUUUGGGUGUCCUUCCUACGAGUGAUGCAUGAUGUUGUAAAUUUCUGCGGGCGGGUUAGCUUCCUUGUUAGCCAGAACACUCAGGCGUUCCACAUGUUCAUUACUGCACUUUUGCAGCUAUGUGAUCGGGCUGGAAUGCUUUACGGUGAGCUUGCAAGAUUUGUUUUACGUUUGCUGGGGAUCAAAACAAAACCAAAGAAGGGUGGUGUUAAGGGCAGUGGAACUGCAUCAUUGGAGGGAACAGGCCAGCAGUUUGUUGAGGCGCCAAAAGCUACCAGCAACUCAUGGGACAGCGUCUGGACUGAGAAUGGCAAGGGGAAGUAAACACCCCAUUUCUGUACAGCGAGACAGGUUUUUUGUGAAAGGAGAAUGAUGACUUGAUGAGUUUGCUUGAUGAUGACUUGAUGAGUUUGCUUGUGGGAAGAGAAAUCUGCUGGUAUCUUUUCUGAUGCAUGUUGCAAUUGGAUUAGAAGGCAAAGCAAGUAAUCCCUAAUGCACUUCGCAUUUGUCAUGUUGUUCCCUAGUACAGACAGAGAUCUAUUAUGGUGGCAGUUAGUCUGCAAUGAGAAAUGUGUGAGCUGGUAAAAUAUGGCUUUCCUAAAAAAUGGUUUGGCAGUACGCCGUUACCCUGUACUGAAAAAAGCGGAACAUAACACUACCUGUUCAUGCUUACAUUAUGGAAUUAUUUCUCUUCUCACAUUUGUUUUGCAGCAGGCGAUCAAACUGAUCUUGAGAUUGUGCGAUAGAUGAAUCUGCCAAUUGAGGGAGUGCUGGGAUUAGCUGUAAGAUGAGGUUGAGGCUUGUACUGUUACCAGGAGGGGCAUUUUCUCAUUUCCCAUACAUAACAUAAUUACUAAUGUGUACAUAUUCUCUGGUGACUUAGCCAGAUUUUCCUGUGGCCUUUUCCCUGUUGAAAAGUGACUGUUGGAAAGGCUGAAACUGAAUGCCUUAUAAACUGUUUGCCUUAUUCGUCGUU